Molecule: messenger RNA, 3003 nt
Organism: Protopterus annectens (West African lungfish)
Lineage: Eukaryota; Metazoa; Chordata; Ceratodontiformes; Protopteridae
Product: E3 ubiquitin-protein ligase RNF182-like
Exons: 2
Coding region: 429-1211 (260 amino acids)
Source: RefSeq, a predicted model, not a curated record
GUGGGGGUAGCUAUUUAUCUAGGAGUGGCUGCCGUUAAACAUUCAGACACACCACUGUCUCCCCUUGCCUUUCCUGUUAAAGGGGACAGGUUACAACCAAAAGCAACAGAACUCUUCAAAAAACACUGCAGACAGGAUGUACUUUACAUUCCCUUCAGUGAAACGCACAACUGCUCAAAUAACACAUUACAGACUAUACCAGAAGGUCUCAGCAGUUACUGAAGCCAAAAGGAUUACUGAAGAAUGAAUGUAUUUCAUCAUAUUUAUGUAAACGAGAAGAGAUUUCACCACUUCAAGAGCAUCAUUUUUUAACUACUUGAAGGAUGCAUGGUACAAGAAAACAAAUAACAUCAUCCAUCUAAAGAAGACUGUAUAUAAUCUUAAAUUGUAUAUAUUCUGAAGGUACGGGUUACAGCUAGGUAGCUCCGAUGAAGGAAUUUGACCACAUUAAAAGUCUUGGCACCAAAAUGAGCCAGAAAGACAGAGAGUCAGAAAGCUGCCAGCCACUUGUAGUCAGCUCAGAAGAACUGGAGUGUAAGAUCUGCUACAACCGUUAUGACACAAGAACUCGCAAGCCCAAAGUGUUGAGCUGUCUUCACAGAGUUUGUGUCAAAUGCCUAAAAAAGAUUGUAGACAUUGAUGGCUCCUCCCCCAGUGUCAUCAGCUGCCCAUUCUGUAGACAUGAAACCCAUGUCCCUGAUGAUGAAAUUCACCUGUUGCAAGAUGACAUCAAGAUUAUUGCUAUCCUUUCAUAUCAUGAUAAGUUCAAAAAGCAUGGAUCCUGCAUGCCUUCAGAAGUGGUUUUGACACCCAAUGGUCUACAGCCCCUCAGUGAGCAAUCCCAUAGUUCCUCAGACUGCCUCAUCAUAACGAUCACAGAACUGCCUAAUGAAGCACCACAACCAGAGUCCGUAAGCAUGCUUAACCUCAUGAGGUUCUACAGACCUUCCAGUCUUGACUCUUUGCCUUGUCACUGCCCUGUUCAAAAAUGUCGCUCUUGCACCUCAAGAACAUUCCCCCGCUGCAUUAUUGGUGCACUGUGUCUCAUCUAUUUCAGCUCUUUGCCUCUUGGAAUAUAUCUGCUUAUGAUAAGCCAUUUAGCGCUUGGGAUUGUGAUGGUUAGCCUUGUACCAUCCACUCUGAUUCUUUGUGUUUUUUGUGGAUUCUGCCAGUGCCUCUGUCAUGAAGCUAUGGAGUGUUUGUCUACUUGACUUUAUCAGACUUAUUAAUAAAUUGUACUUUAAUCAGGUUGUGAGACGGUACAAAAACUUAAGGUACCUGUAGAGAGCUAAGGUGAAUGGUCAUCUUACUCCUUUGCACUAAACUUAAAGACUAUCAGAAAGUCAUGAAAUAUGUUUCUUGGAGAACCAAAAUAUUACAGUCAUUAGCUUGUUAAGUUUCCUAUAGACCAUAAUUUGAAUGCAACCAUACAGACAGAGGAUAACAAUCUACUUUCAAAAUAGCCUUUUCAUCUUUUAUAUUCAUUCACCUGUAGUAGGCAUUUCAGACCAGGAACUUCUGUAGUAAUAAGAGACAUGGUUCUGUCAGCCAAAAGUUCUUUCUUACCAUGGCUUUCUGGAACUUUUAGGUCACCAGCAUUAUACAGUUUUGUAAUUACAUUCAUCAUCAUUCCUGGGAGCCAGAAGUAAAAGGGCCCGAUAAGACAGUAGGAGUAGGGAGGGCAUAUCUGUUAACCUGGGAGCAUCCUAUUAAUAUAAGAUUAAUAAAUUUGUUUUCAGUUAACGGCAGAUGACAGGAUAAAAGAUCACAGUUUUAGCUCAUAAAUUGCAGGCUGCUUGGUUAAAUCCCCCCACCGUUACGCAACAUAGAGUUAAUUAUAACCAGUGGGAGAGGAGCAGGCAUUGCCCUCAGAUGAUAGAUUCUGGGCAAAAUUCCAUGCAGAAAAUACUUAAGAAUUUGUCUGAUUGGUUAGACAGUCUGCAGCUGAAAUUGCUGUAAUGUCUUCAAUCUGAGGUGCAAUCUCUCUUUCCCUUUUAAUCCAAUGCCCUAAUCCACAUUUCUGUGUAGCCAUUACCUGGUAACAGUCAGCCCACUUAACAGAACAUUCAGUUACAGAAUGACAGCAGCAGUUUACUGGGUCAUGUUAUCCUACCACUAAUACCACAACUUUUAACAAUUCUAGACCUAUCUCAUGGGCCACACAAUAGUUCAGUUAGUGCUUUUACUGUUUUUAGUUAAAUUAUAAAGAAAUCUCUUUCCCCCUUACAUCAGAAUUCACCUCAGAUGUCUAAGCCCAAAGCCAAGGGGUCUGUCCAUAUACUUCCAAUAAACUGUAACACUUUUCUUUUCCUGCUUGGAUUUCAGAGACAGCUGAGUGAGUCCUCAUCAGGGAUGUGUAUUUCCUGACGUGUGCUCAACCUGGCUUUGAUAAUUAGAGGUAUGAUAGUGGUUCUAUUCCUCAAUAUGACCUUGUCUCAACUAUAAGUAGCAAUGUGAUUCAGCUGCUAAACUGAGCAACAUGAAACCACUGCUCACAAAUCAUCUGUGUAUCUACUGAUGUUUGCAAUGUGAUGCGCAACAAAUGCAACACAGUUUCAUUAAAGCUGUUAAUGUUGUAAGGCUCAGCACUGUAUAGAUACAUAUCACACACACACACACACACACACACACACACACACACACACACACACACACACACACACACACACACACACACACUACAGCCUGGGCCAAAGUUAAGCAGCACGUUUUUUCAGAGGUGGGAAGAGACCAGUGUACCUAGAAAAAACUCAUACAUACACAAGAAGAAUACACAAACUCCUUGCAGUGAACAGAGGUCAGAACUGAGUUCUGGACCCUAGAUCUGUCAGAAAGAAAUUUUACCACUAAAUCACUGCACUGCCUGUGUACUCACAUUUUUGCAUGUUAUAUAUUUAUGCAGUCAUCUGUACCCAAGAGGUUUCAUUGUAUAACUGCCAUAAUCUUUUACUUUUUGUUCCCAAACUUUAGCUGCUUCUGAUAAAAAAAAAUAAAUAAAAACAA